UCAAGAAAUUUAUUUCAAAUGGGCCAACUCUUCAAGACGUGAAGAUGACUAGGAAGAUAGCUUGUCCAGAUUCACAAUCUCAAAAAAACACAAAAAUAAAAUCUCAAGAAGAAGAAAAAAACAGAGCAAGAAGAAGACACAACCAUGGAAGAAUCAGAACAAGCUCUUCCUCUACUAACAAAAGCCAAAGAUCUGACAAAACCAUCAUCAUCAUCCUCGGCAUCAUCAUCUUCAUCUUCUGAACCAAGAGAUGAUGAAACAGAGGAUCUUCUUUUACCAAUCUCCGGCGAAGAAGAAGAAGAAGAGAACUCACCAAUCCGACAAGUAGCACUCACCGUUCCAACAACAGAUGAUCCUUCAUUACCUGUCCUAACAUUUCGCAUGUGGGUCUUGGGAACUCUCUCUUGCAUCCUCUUGUCCUUCCUGAAUCAGUUCUUUUGGUACAGAACAGAACCUCUCACUAUCUCUGCCAUCUCCGCCCAAAUCGCCGUCGUACCUCUUGGUCGUCUCAUGGCCGCUAAAAUCUCCGAGAGAGUCUACUUUCAAGGUUCAAAGUGGCAAUUCACGUUGAAUCCAGGUCCGUUUAAUGUGAAGGAGCAUGUGUUGAUCACUAUUUUCGCUAACGCGGGGGCUGGAUCUGUUUACGCAAUACACGUUGUUACCGUCGUGAAGGCGUUUUACAUGAAGAACAUAACGUUCUUUGUCUCUUUUAUCGUUAUCGUCACCACCCAAGUGUUAGGGUUUGGUUGGGCCGGAAUAUUUAGGAAAUACCUCGUUGAACCGGCGGCGAUGUGGUGGCCAGCGAAUCUGGUUCAAGUCUCACUUUUUAGAGCGUUGCAUGAGAAAGAAGAACGGACCAAAGGAGGGUUGACACGUACACAGUUCUUUCUGAUAGCAUUCGUUUGCAGUUUCGCUUAUUAUGUCUUUCCGGGAUACUUAUUUCAGAUCAUGACGUCUUUGUCGUGGGUUUGUUGGUUCUUUCCAUCAUCAGUCAUGGCCCAACAGAUCGGGUCCGGUCUUCACGGGUUAGGUGUUGGAGCCAUUGGACUCGACUGGUCAACCAUUUCCUCUUACUUGGGUAGUCCACUCGCUAGUCCAUGGUUUGCUACGGCUAAUGUGGGUGUGGGAUUUGUUCUGGUGAUAUACGUCUUGGUACCAAUAUGCUAUUGGCUCGAUGUGUUCAAGGCGAAGACCUUCCCCAUAUUUUCGAGCUCUCUUUUUACAGAACAGGGUUCAAAAUACAACAUCAAAUCCAUUAUAGACUCUAAUUUCCACCUUGACCUCCCAGCCUACGAGCGUGAAGGCCCUUUGUACCUUAGCACUUUCUUCGCCAUUAGUUACGGUGUUGGUUUUGCCGCUUUAAGCGCUACCAUCAUGCAUGUUGCUCUCUUCCAUGGAAGGGAGAUAUGGGAGCAAAGUACGGAGAGUUUCAAAGAAAAGAAAUUGGAUGUACACGCAAGGCUAAUGAAAAGUUACAAACAAGUUCCAGAGUGGUGGUUUUGGUGCAUACUCGUUACCAACAUUGGAGCCACAAUCUUUGCUUGUGAGUAUUACAAUGACCAACUUCAGUUACCAUGGUGGGGUGUUCUAUUGGCAUGUGCAAUCGCCAUUAUCUUUACACUCCCUAUCGGUAUCAUCACCGCCAUCACUAACCAGGCGCCAGGACUGAACAUUAUUACAGAAUAUAUCAUAGGAUAUAUCUAUCCAGGGUAUCCAGUUGCAAAUAUGUGCUUUAAAGUAUAUGGAUACAUAAGCAUGCAACAAGCCAUCACUUUUCUUCAAGACUUCAAACUUGGUCACUACAUGAAGAUUCCACCUAGAACCAUGUUCAUGGCACAGAUUGUUGGAACACUAAUCUCAUGUUUGGUUUACCUUACAACGGCUUGGUGGCUAAUGGAGACCAUUCCCAACAUAUGUGAUAUGGUUUCCAACUCGGUUUGGACAUGUCCAACGGAUAAAGUCUUUUACGAUGCAUCCGUGAUAUGGGGACUAAUUGGACCUCGUCGAAUCUUUGGAGAUCUUGGUUUAUACAAAUCCGUUAACUGGUUCUUCCUCGUGGGAGCUAUAGCCCCAAUUCUUGUAUGGUUAGCGUCAAGGAUGUUUCCUAGACAAGAGUGGAUCAAGCUUAUAAACAUGCCGGUUCUUAUAAGCGCGACAAGCUCGAUGCCACCCGCUACAGCCGUGAACUACACAACAUGGGUUCUUGCCGGGUUUUUGUCCGGUUUUGUUGUGUUUAGGUACAGACCAAAUCUAUGGCAGAGGUAUAAUUAUGUUUUGUCAGGAGCAUUGGAUGCUGGAUUAGCAUUUAUGGGAGUGUUGCUCUAUAUGUGUUUGGGACUUGAGAAUGUGAGUCUGGAUUGGUGGGGAAAUGAGCUUGAUGGUUGUCCUUUGGCCUCUUGUCCAACCGCGCCAGGUAUUAGCGUUGAAGGUUGCCCGCUUUAUACAUAAAACCUCGACUCAAUUCGAUUGGGAAAAUGGCGAAUACAUUUACUUCCUCUGCUAAAGUUUGGCCGCUGGAUUUGGUGUUAUGUUUGUAAAGAUCAUUUUUUACCUUCAUUCUCAUAAACAGUGUGAGAUUGUUGUGUGUAGAAAUUGUAAAGAUGGUUUAGUACGUAGGGUGGGGUAUUUCAACAAUUUGGAUUAUUUCCGUUUUUUUUUUCCUUUCUUUUUUGUUAAGAUUAUUUCAGUUUCUUGAGUUUUUAAAACAUUCAUAAUCAAUUGAAACCAUUUUUUAUUCCCA
Molecule: messenger RNA, 2740 nt
Organism: Camelina sativa (false flax)
Lineage: Eukaryota; Viridiplantae; Streptophyta; Magnoliopsida; Brassicales; Brassicaceae
Product: oligopeptide transporter 7
Biological process (GO): transmembrane transport
Molecular function (GO): oligopeptide transmembrane transporter activity
Source: RefSeq, a predicted model, not a curated record